This is a messenger RNA of Sturnus vulgaris (Common starling), 2047 nucleotides long. Its product is annotated as inhibin beta C chain-like. Gene Ontology annotation, cellular component: extracellular region. The record is from RefSeq and is a predicted model, not a curated record. Gene Ontology annotation, molecular function: cytokine activity; growth factor activity. Lineage: Eukaryota; Metazoa; Chordata; Aves; Passeriformes; Sturnidae.
AUGGCGGCGCGCGGCUCGGGCCCGUGGCUGCUGCUGGCCGUGGUUCUGUGCGCGGCGGCUGAGCCGCGCUGCCCGUCGUGCCCGGCGGGCGUGGAGCGGCGGCUGCUGGAGGAGGUGGCCAAGAAGCAGCUGCUGGAAAAGCUGCGGCUCCGCGAUCGACCGCGGCUCGCCCACGCUGUGCCCCGCGCCGCCGUGACCCGCGCCCUGCGGCGGCUGCAGGCGGGAGGCGCCCACCGGAGCCCCGAUGUUACCGGCGAGGAGGAGGAGGAGCAGGGCUACGAGAUCAUCAGUUUCGCGGAGACAGAUCUCACAUCUCCCUCCAGUUUGGGGCUGCAAUUCCAGUUCAGCCAAGCGCAGGACCAGGACAUUCGCAUCCUGCAGGCUCAGCUCUGGCUCUACCUGCGAGUGCCCCGGGCCAGCCUCACCCUGAGGAUCUUCCUGGCCGGUGAAGCCGGGGCCGUGGCCGGGGGCAAUCGCACGCUGCUGGGGGAGAGGCGGCUGAGCACGGCGGGCAGCGGCUGGCGCUCCUUCUCCCUCCUGCCGGCCCUGCAGAGCUUCUUUGGGGGACAGAGCCGGACCCUGCGGCUGGAACUGGAGAGCGGCGGGGAUGGGAGCGAUGUCAUGGCACAGGUCAAUGCCAGCUGGUCCCACCAGCCCUUCCUGGUGGCCAAGGUGAAGGUGAGGGAGCCCGAACACCACGUGGCCAAGCGCAGCCUCCGCUGCAGCCAGAACUCCAACCUGUGCUGCCGCAAGGAUUACUACGUGGACUUCCGUGACAUUGGUUGGAACGACUGGAUCAUCAAGCCCGAGGGCUACCAGAUAAACUACUGCGUGGGCCAGUGCCCCCUGCACGUGGCAGGCAGCCCCGGCAUGGCCUCUUCCUUCCACACAGCCGUCUUCAACCUCGUCAAAGCCAACAACGUCCAGGCGUCGGGGAAUUCCUGCUGCGUGCCCACGCGGCGCCGCCCGCUCUCCGUCCUCUACUUCGACCGCAACAGCAAUAUUGUCAAGACUGACAUUCCCGACAUGAUUGUUGAUGCUUGUGGCUGUAGUUAGGGCUGGGGGAGCUGUGCUGGGACCCCUCCUUCUCCAGGACUGUCCUUUUGGUGGAGGGGGAGGGAACUGGAGAGCUCCAUGAGCUGGAGUCAGCCCUCGGUGCAAUGGACCCCUUUGGAAAGGCUGGGAGGGAGAGGGUCUCGUCAGGGGGAGCAGGGAGUCUCCAGAGAGUGCCUGGAGCAGGGGGCUCUGGGGACAUAAGGGACAGAGCCAAGGCCACAUUGGACUGCCCAAGCCUGGGCUGUGAGUGUUGAUGACUCUGGACAUCCCUGCCUGCACUCUUCCCAAGCUGAUCCCACAUUCCUGGUGGUUCCGGGUGGUUCCUGAUUCCCGUAUUCCCCUCGGUGUGGGAGCCCCACUUGGUUCACAUUCAGUGUCCCAUGAGGGGUUGGGACGUGGCUUCCUUGGGGGCAGAGGGAGAUGCAGAAACAGAGCUGCUUCCUCCACGUGGGAAUCUGGAGGACAAGGCAGUCCCACUUGUUCCCCUUCUGGAACAAACCUUCCUGCAUCCAAUUCAGGCCUGGGGGACAGAGAGAACGAGGCACAAAUAACAAGCUUGGGAGAGGAGGAUGAAGGCUACGACUUCAUCAAGAACCCCAAAACUGCAGUGACAGGACAAAGUUCUCUGAUCCUGGAUGGCAUGGAGCUGUGAGGACCAAGCUUCCAGGUCCUGUGUGCUUCCCCUUUCCCUGGGUUUGUGCUUUCCUCCCCUGCUCCCACCCACUAGCCAGGUCUCCUCCAGCCUGGUGCCUCUGGCUCAAACUUUGCCUUUCAAGACCACACUCAAGGCACAGAUUUGAUUUGUGCCACUGGUUUUGUAGCUAUUCCUACUUUCUCAGUUCCUGCAGCCAUUGGGACUCCCUGAUGCUCCAUUCUCUACCAAAGAUCCCACUCUGCCUUCCCCUUCCUCAUGCACUCACAUGGCCUCUGCUUUAAUUUAUUAUACAACAUUUUGGUGUAGCUUCCCAAAUAAAUGGGUGGAAAUGCAAAA